Molecule: messenger RNA, 5486 nt
Organism: Porites lobata
Lineage: Eukaryota; Metazoa; Cnidaria; Anthozoa; Scleractinia; Poritidae
Source: the annotation of a GenBank genome assembly
GACUUGCAGAUAUACAACUGUUUUUGAGUUUUACUCUGACUCGAGAUCUGAAUCAGAAAAUGUAUCAACGAGGUUACAAUCAAGGCUAUGAUCAAUACGGAUCGUAUAAUCAGUAUGAAAGCCAACAUUCUGGUUUCGAUUCAAGAUCUUCUGGGCCAUCAUAUGGUUCCGCAGUUCCUUAUGAAUCUUCACGACCAGCUGCUCCGAGAAUCGUGUUUGAUGAUUACAACAGUGAUCUUAACUUUGUUAUUGAAGCAGAUGGCGUCACAGGAUCUAGUUUACACAAAGAUGGAUUUGAAUAUAUGUGGGGUGGAGCAAGGGCGACACAUGGAGUUAGAUCUGGCAAGGUAUGAACACAUCUAAAUGCAUGUAAACAUCAUGGAUGCCACAUUUAGUAAGAUUUAUUGAUUGGAUGAGGCCGACUAGGAUGUGGAGAAUUAUACAGAUCAAGGAGCAUGUUAUCCACCGAGGCGGAAGGCGGAGGUGGAUAACAUCCUCCGAGAUCUGCUUAAUUCUUCUGAUCAUACGAAAGCCGAAUUCAAAAUUUUUUAUUAUUAUUCACUUCACCCUUUGUUAUUCUUCACUAAUAAAAUGAAUGAUAAAUUAUAUUAUGUUGAUCAAUCAUGACUGUAAAACCUGAGUGCCAAAGCAAGAAAGGGAAAACUUUUCCGCUUCUUGUAUGGAUGCUUGUGUUUGCAUUUGCAAUCGCGUGUGUUAACCAGCACUAACCAUUCUCAGGGAGAUCAAGAAACAACCUUGGACCCCCCCCCUUCAAAAUAAAAUGAUGAUAGGACUUUCUCAAAGCUGUGGAGCUGUCUUUUCAGAUGAUCCUAUACACAGGAGGAAAGUAUUUUGAGCCAAAAGCACAUUUACAAAGGAGGCUAUCAACUCUGCCAACAUUAAAGUAUUGUUAUCAAUUAACAGGGAUGUAGCUAAAGAUUUAAAGCUAGUCAGGCUUUUUUAAUAGUCAUGCCGGCUAUUUUACUCAACUGCACGAUCAAAAUUACCCCAUGUCUUCUUGAGCUGGUGGUAAGCUCUUUUUCAGUCGGUGAAAUUAGCUGCCCACCGGCUCGCAGUAACAUCCCUGAACAAAUAUAGUGAAAUGUAUGGCAUUCCUCUCUUUAGCUACACAAUUUAUUGUUCGCUUUUUAACUCCUGCCCCCACAGCAAGCAUCUUGAAUUAUUGAUUGAGAAUUCUGCUUAAAGUUUAUUCAUCCUUGUAUCAUUUGCAGGUUUGUUUUGAAGUAAGUAUCCUUGAAAAACUACCCGUUACCAUGCCCGAAACAGAGACAAACCCCCAUGUCGUAAGAGUCGGCUGGUCAGUGGACGAGGCUAAUUUACAGGUGGGUAUGAUUGCUUAACCCUUUAAGCCGCAAGAGUGAUCAACCUCAAAUUUCUCCUUAUAAUAUCAAUGCUUUGUAAAACAGAGUGGUCAUGCGAAUUACGGACAUGAUCACACAAGAUGAAUUUGCUUGAUAUUUUAUCAACUUCUCCCCACUACUUCUGUAGGAAAUGAAUAGGGACAACAAAUGAGAAUUCAUAUUUUGAUCUUAGGGUUUAAAGGGUUAAAGGUACUUUUACUACCCUGUGCUCUUUCAGCUCAGAUUGUUCUUUCAUAUGGGAUCAUUACUUACUCUACGUGGAGACGUGUGCUGUUAACACCUGGAACUCUGGAUCUGGAGGUCCAGGGUUCAACCCUCGCCCGUCGCCUUGUUUCCUUAGUCAAGAAAAUUCAUUCCCCUUUGUCUCUCUCGACCCAGGUAUAUAAAUGGGUACCAGUGACAUACUGCGGGGAGGAACAAGGGGAGGCGGUAACCCUUCAAUGGACUAGCAUCCCAUCCAGGGAGGAGUGGUAACACUUCUAUCCCGGUUUCCUUUGCAUGAAGCAUGCCUAAGCUCCAGCAGUUUUCCACCUUUGACUUGGUGCUUCUUCACCUUACCUUACCCACUUUUCUUACAGGUUGGAGAGGAUAACUUGUCUUAUGGUUAUGGAGGUACUGGAAAAGUUUCUGUAAACAACAAGUUCUUUGACUACGGCGAGCCCUAUACAACAGGCGACAUCAUAUGUUGCUGUAUAGACCUUGAUGCUACUCCCAGGACUAUACUUUUCACCAAAAAUGGCAAUUACCUUGGUGUUGCAUUUCGCCUUGGACCUGAGUCAAAUGGACAGACAUUUUUCCCCCACAUCACCGUUAAGAACAUGCGUCUUGCAAUAAACUUUGGACAGUUUCAGCCAUACUUUCCACCCCUUCAGGGAUUUAGCCUGCUCUCGCACAUGCCACCCCAAUACUUAGAAAGGGGAUCAGUAAGUCCUUUGUCAAGAGGAGAAUGUGAGGUUAUUAUGAUGGUAGGAUUACCAGGCUGUGGUAAAACAUUUUGGGCUGAGAAAUACGCCAAAGAUCACCCAGAAAAGAAAUUUCAUAUCUUGGGAACAAACACAAUAAUGGAUAAAAUGAAGGUGAUGGGUUUAAUGAGGAAACGCAACUACCACGGCCGCUGGGAUGCGCUCAUUAAACAAGCUACAGAUGUCUUAAACAAAAUAUUUAAAAUUGCCGAGAGGAAGAAUCGGAACUACAUUCUUGAUCAAACCAAUGUGUAUUUCACUGCGCGGCGAAGAAAGAUGAAUAACUUCCAUGGGUUCCGUAGAAUUGCGGCUGUGAUUGUAAACACGAAUGAUGUUCUAAAGGAACGGACGGAGAAAAGAGAAAGAGAAGAAGGAAAGGUUGUCCCAGAGUCUGCUGUUCUUGAGAUGAAAGCAAACUUUGCUCUCCCUGAAGUUGGAGAUACUUUUGAUGAUGUUUGGUAUAUUGAAGAGGAUAAAGCCAGCUCAGAACACCUCGUGGCCCAGUUCCAACGUGAAGGGAAAGAGUUCAAAGAGAAUGAGAAAAAAAGAAGACCUGAUGAAGUUUCAGCGUCAAGCGGGAAUACAUCUUCUGACAUUAAAAGACAACGCCCUGAGCAAGCAGGCCAAACAGCACCUUCAUAUCACAGUCAUCAAGGUCAGUAUUCUGGCCAAAGUGGCCGUACUGGUUUCCAUGGUAACUAUCAAUCAAGAGAUCAAAGAGGAGCAUCACAUGACAAGCCCUUUUAUGGUAAUCCACCAGAUGCCCGUGCAGCCCCCAUUAGACCAAGAAAUGAUCAUGGUCCUUUUCAGCCUCCUUCAGGACAAACCAGAGAACCACAUAGGGUAUAUAAUCAAGGACCUCAGCCCAGAUACAAUGACUAUAGCUACGGGUCCUCAUAUGGACCACAAGAAAACUAUGAUCGAAGUCACCCCCCUAGUGAUAACAGAUAUCAAUCUCAUUACCAGCCACCUAUGACUAGCGAUAAUUACCAGUAUUACCAAGCAUCAGGUGGUCACAGAUAUCAAUCAAAUUAUCAACUGACUGAAAACAGGUAUGGUCCACCUCCGUCCUCACAGUAUAACCAGUAUGCUGCACAGUCAUACCAACAAGGACAAGACUAUUACUCAGGGGGAGUAGGAAGAGGUGCGGUACUCCCUGGUGGUCAGUAUGGUCAGUAUGGAUAUGGUGGGGGAUAUUAGUUACCACAUUUUAUUAGCGUAAAACGUCAAAGAGACGUUUGUUUUACCCCGUAUUGCACACGCUUGCCCAGGAAGAGACACUAGGUCAUAGUUAGGACCCUCUUUUUUAAGCUUUAUGCAUUUUUUAAGGCCUCUUUAGGGGCUGUUGUCACAAGGAUAUUAAACAAUUAUUCCUCAAGCCUAAAUGGGCUCUGAGUCAAUAGACCAGGAGGCCAAAGGUCAAAUGGGCUAUUGACUCAGAGGCCAUGAGGGCGAGAGGAGUAAAUGUUUCAGUAAAAUCCAACUAGUCUAUCAAAUAGUCAAGACAAAACAACUUUAGCUAGGAAAACGCGAUUCGGCCGCCAUUGUUUUGGUUUUCAAAGCUGGCACUUUUCACAACUAGUGGGCCAUAACAUAUAGCCUAGUAGUAGCUCAACCAAUCAGAACACAGCAUUGAUAAUAGACCACUAGUUGGAUUUCACUAAUGAUACUUAGUGCCUUUACCAAUACUCAAAAUACUGCAGUAGCGUUAUGAAGACAAUAUAAAACAGGGAGCACUAACCAUAAUAAUGUUUUGGUGAUUUUUGCAGUUAAAAACCUGGGCCCGUUUCCUCGGAAGAUGGUUAAGUUUAACCCAGGAUUAAGCGAAAUUUCAAGCACGGUGUUCUCGUCUAAGAACAUGCAACUCGAGGUUACAAAAUUCUGUUGAGCCUCUACUACGAGAUACAGUAAUGAUAACACAAAAUGUUACCCUAAGCAGUGUUUAGGAAUGUAAAAUAUAAAAACGGAGAACAAUUUUAAUCCUGGAUUAACGUUAAUCUGCCUUUCAGGAAGCGGGCCCUGGCCCAACUUUUCCAGGUUUCACUCAAUUUCCAUCCUCGCCAUCCGUUUCAACAGACGACAGGAAACAGUUUUAGUGCCUAAUAGGCUUAAGUAGCAAUACUGGACCAUUAGUUUUGGAAUUCAAUUAACGCUUUUUUUAACGCUUUUUAGGUUUUUUAAAAUAUAGCAAAUAGCGCGACAUAAGCCCUUUAAAUGGGGCGUUACAGACGUACGCAACAUUUAACUUAAGAGGACUUAGCAUUUUCAUGCUUUUUGACUACCUUAGCCAACUCUGUGUUAGACAGCAACCAUUGGGACUAGCCUUACGUCAAGUCCCCUUACGAGCCAAAUCAAAAGGACAGAAGAACACCAGGGAUCUUCAGUAUAACAGCUAUUCAAUAGAAGACAGUUAACUGCAUUAUUUUUAAGUUUGAAACUGUAAAUUCGCAAAGCAAAAAUAGGUUAUAUAACAAUCGCGCCACGUAACAAGCGGGCAUUAUUGCCAAGCAUUUUACUGAAAUAACACUCUUACACAGAUCGAACCAGGUCUCUAUCAUUUUUACUAAUACUGAGAGCCGUUUUUAAUAUCUUCUCAAGUUUACCAGGCUUUGCCUCCCAUUGCUUUUUCUGUUAUUUCUUUGGUUUCCUUCUUAAGUUUUAAGCUAUUUUAAAAUACCAGCCAAAAACUGAUGAUGAGUGCUAAAAUUGCGUGACCCAGUCUCUUUAGUGAAAAUUUAUAUAUAGAAGAUGCACACAAGUAUGUUGGCGAUGCAGCCCUUUUUUGGUCAUAACGUUUAUGACACAGCCUACCUUAUUGAUGUGUGUGUGAUUUUACACUGCCAGAAUAGCGUAGAUGCGCUUUACUAGCGCUUUACAGGUACUCUUUUAAGAAACGGCCAUCUGAUUCUAGGGUGGAAACUUUAAUAGCCUGCAAGUAAGUUUUCAACUCGUACCGGGGUGGGGUGUGUCUAGGAAAGCGAUCAGUCCUUUUCCCUUCCCCAUCCCCCUUGCACGCUGACCUUGUAAAUAAACGUUAAGUUCUCGUUAUGUACUCGCGACGUACUGAAUGUAUCUUGUAAAACUAUCGGUUAAGAAGAAAACUAUCGUCAUAUUAGAAACGCAUGGUGAAAUUAAAGGGUCU